Messenger RNA from Metopolophium dirhodum (rose-grain aphid), 792 nucleotides. RefSeq names its product multifunctional methyltransferase subunit TRM112-like protein. Lineage: Eukaryota; Metazoa; Arthropoda; Insecta; Hemiptera; Aphididae. The coding region runs from base 286 to 642 and encodes 118 amino acids. The record is from RefSeq and is a predicted model, not a curated record. The transcript is spliced from 4 exons. Gene Ontology annotation, biological process: rRNA (guanine-N7)-methylation; tRNA methylation; peptidyl-glutamine methylation. Gene Ontology annotation, molecular function: protein heterodimerization activity.
AACAAACAGUUUAUGGGUACCGCGGUGACCGAGCACACCCCAAUCGGCUUCGUAGUUCGUACCUAUUCCCUAUUGCCGCGGUUUUUGUGACUUGUUCAGUGUUCAUUUAGUUGUUUGUUUCAAUUUUCUGUCAUAUUCUCGUAUAGUCACUUCGUGUCUACUUGCAUUUGGCCAUUAUCAAUUCUCUGAGAUUUCAUGUGGGCUAUCCGACUGUUGAUUGCCGAUCGAUAAUAAUCAAUCAUUCGUUUUGUCUACGCUCUAAAGUCUUCCACGCGAAUAUCAACCAUGAAACUGUUGACGCACAAUAUGCUGUCAUCCAAAAGUCUGGAAGGAGUCAUAAUAGGAUAUCCGCUUCGCAUUGAUGCGAAAGACAUCAGGAUAUCCCAUUAUCCGUUCAACAAGGAGUUUGUGAAGAAAAUGAUACCGAAACUCAAUUGGAAAGUUUUUGUUAACGCAGCUAAGCAAAUUGGCCAAGGAAAAGACCUGUCUGAGAAGAUAGUUGAUGGCUUUGAAAACGAUGAAGAAUAUCUCAAAAAAGUUCACCAUCUACUCAUGGAAGUAGAUGUUAUAAAUGGUAAACUGAUAUGUCCAGCAACAGACAGAGUGUUCCCAAUAUCAGGUGGUGUACCUAACUUACUGUAAAGUUAGAAUUAAGUAUUAAUAAACAUUACAUUUAAUGGUUUCUUUUAUGUUAACAUUUUACAUAAUGUUUUUUUAUAAUUUAAUAAGAAAAUGUAUUUAACCUGAUCUACAAUUAUGUAUCGUUAAUUAAAAUUAAAUUACUUUGUACCA